AUGAAGUAUAAAAGGCAUCUUCUUCCGCCGUUCAACAGGACAUUUCUUCUCAUCAUCACACCGCACCUUCACUACAGGAUAGUUAGCCGCUUCUUCUCUCAACUUUUCAGUCUACAGUUUUACCACUCUUCAAAUUACCAGCUUUUCAAACACCUCACCAUCAAAAUGAAGUUCUCUGCUACCACCGUGGCUCUUACCGCCUUCUUCGGCACUUCUAUCGCCAACCCUGUGAAGCGCGAUGUUGAGGAGCGCCAGCUGCCUCUGAAGUUGAUUGACCCCCUUAAGGGUGUUGCUAAUGCUGGUGCACUCGGCUUCGCUCUCCCGCCGAUUCCAGCGUUCACCGGACCCGAUGCCCUUUCUCUUCCUCUUCCACCCAACCAAGCUGUGGAUGCUGCAAAGGCUCUUACCACCAGCCUUCUCACUUCCGCUCUGAACCUUGGCAAUGGUAUUCCCGGCGCCGACUUUGCCUUGACUGGCCUCUCAGGUCUCCCGGGUAUUGGGCCUAUUACCUCUACCAUAGGUGCUGGUAGCCUCAACGCCGUUCAGGGUGAUCUUCUGACUCUUGCUAUUCUUAAUAUCCUUGGCAACCACACUGCUCUGCUGAACAACCUGGGCCCUACCAGCCUUCUGAACAUCCUUCCCGGCCUUAAGAGCAACCAGCUUCUCGACAUCCAGAAACUUACAAACGGUGCUCUGACCAACGUGAACCCCCUCACCAAGGUUGGUGGUAUUUUGGAACUCCUUGGUAACCUCGGCGGUCAAAGCACUGGUGGCAUUGGCAUUGCCAACCUUGAAGGCCUCCGAGACCUGGUUUCCACCCUCACCGGCCUUCUCACACUCCUCACCAGCACCCUCAAGACUCUCUUCAACAUCAUUGCCCAGAUCACUGGCGGUCUUCCCGGCGGCAUUGGCGGUAUUGGCAUCGGCAACUAA
Messenger RNA from Colletotrichum truncatum, 933 nucleotides. RefSeq lists its product as uncharacterized. Lineage: Eukaryota; Fungi; Ascomycota; Sordariomycetes; Glomerellales; Glomerellaceae. The record is from RefSeq and is a predicted model, not a curated record.